Messenger RNA from Hemibagrus wyckioides, 3354 nucleotides. Its product is annotated as acidic mammalian chitinase-like. The transcript is spliced from 10 exons. Gene Ontology annotation, molecular function: chitinase activity; chitin binding. Gene Ontology annotation, biological process: chitin catabolic process; carbohydrate metabolic process. The coding region runs from base 106 to 1278 and encodes 390 amino acids. NCBI's taxonomy places the organism in Eukaryota, Metazoa, Chordata, Actinopteri, Siluriformes, Bagridae. Gene Ontology annotation, cellular component: extracellular region. The record is from RefSeq and is a predicted model, not a curated record.
AUGCAAAUAGGAAAGUGCUGAUUGGUUACCACUCACAAGUCCGAGUACAAUGCUGCAGUAAAACGCUUCCAUCUGAACAGCAGCCAGUGCAGACCUGCAGCCACGAUGACGAGACUCAUUCUUCUCACAGGCGUUUGCCUUUUACUUAUUCAUUUUGGUUCAGCCUAUCAGCUCAUAUGCUACUUCACCAACUGGUCCCAGUACAGACCCGAGCCAGUGAAGUUUGUGCCUGACAAUAUCGAUCCCUUCCUCUGCACACAUCUGAUCUACGCAUUCUCCAUCAUUAACUCCGCAAACCAGCUCGCUACCUACGAUUCGAACGACGAGACUCUCUACCAGUCUUUCAAUAGUCUGAAGCAAAUCAAUCCGAACUUGAAGACACUUUUGGCAGUUGGAGGAUGGAACUUUGGCUCGUCUCAAUUCUCUAACAUGGUGUCCAACCAAGGAAACAGGCGCACUUUCAUCCAGUCCUCCAUCACCUUUCUUAGAAAGUAUGGAUUUGAUGGCCUGGACCUGGACUGGGAGUAUCCUGGAGCUCGCGGCAGUCCUUCAAAAGACAAGGCAAGAUUCACUCUGCUCUGCAAGGAGCUUCGACAGGCCUACGAGUCUGAGAGAAGUAAUUCAGGACGUCCUCGGCUUUUAAUCUCAGCUGCGGUGGCUGCCGGAAAAUCAGUUAUAGAUGCCGCAUAUGAUAUUCCUCUGAUUUCCCAGUACCUGGACUUCAUUAACGUGAUGACCUAUGACUUUCAUGGGACUUGGGAGAGCGUCACUGGCCACAACAGUCCCCUGUAUCAGUGGUCUCAGGAAACAGGAGCCCAAAUCACCCUUAAUACUAAUUAUUCGAUGACAUACUGGACGAAUCAGGGAGCUCCAGUGGAGAAGUUGAGGAUGGGGUUUGCUACAUACGGCAGAACUUUCCAGUUGUCGUCUACAGCGAGUGGCCUGGGAGCUCCAACAAGUGGCCCUGCUGCUGCUGGCACCUACACCAGGGAGGCCGGCUUCUGGUCUUAUUAUGAGGUCUGCAGCUUCCUUCAAGGAACCAGCACACAGUGGAUCCAGGAUCAAAAAGUGCCCUAUGCUACGAUAGGAGGUCAGUGGGUUGGAUUUGACAACAAGGAGAGCUUUAACACGAAGAUCACCUAUCUCAAAGAUAAUAAUUUUGGAGGGGCCUUUGUGUGGUCUCUUGAUCUGGAUGAUUUUACUGGACAGUUCUGUGGACUGGGAAGCUACCCUCUCAUUGGAGAGCUCAAGAAUCUGCUGAACAACAAUGCUGCAUAAAUGAAGGAUAAGGUGCCUUCAUCCGUUAUUGAUAUGUUACUCGUAAUAUGAAUCUCUCUGACUUUAUAUACUUAUCCGUUCCUCUUCACCUUCCUCAAAUUGACCUGGAUAAAGUUAUUAUUUUAUUAUAUCCAUGUUCGAUUUCUCUUUCUUUAACUAAAUAUUAAAUAUAUUAUUUUAAAGUGCUUAAUAACCUUACUAUCAUCAAUCUUUUCUAACCAGAAUGAAUUAUGAUAUUUAUGAUAUUUUUUCUGUUAGGGUUGAAAAGUGCUAUGUUAAUUUUAAAGAUUUUAUGUCCUUUAUUGUCAAUUAUAUCAUUCCAGAUUUAACAAUAUUCAUGAUAAGAAAUCACAGAGCUGUAAUCUACCCAGAAAGCUUCAUGAACUAUGUACACUCCUGUAAAGUCCAGUGGUGGACCGUCAGGGUCAGCAAGGCCUUCUCUGCUGGCCUAAACAGCAGUGAUCUGAAUCACUGACUUGCAUUUUAAUAUAUUUAAUAUAUUUUUCCAUGAAUGUGUAUUAAAUUAUUCCCAAUAGUCUAUUCUCUACAUUUCAUAGCUUUUCUCUUGGUUGCGCUGCUUCCAGUAGUGUAUAUUUAUGAUAAGAGUAUUUAUCCAAUCAUAUUUCAGACAGUGGAUGACAUCAUGUGUCGCCAGGGUGAAAAUCUGCCUUAAGGCCUUCAGAAUCAAUAGUGCAGGCGCCCGGAGCUUAAAAUAAGUGGCAAUGAAAUUGUUCCGUUAACCAAUCAGAUUUCGAGUUGGCGUCACUGGGGCCAUCUAGCAGGCAUACGAUUACGUCAGCAAUUUCCCGUCCUUUGAUUGGAUAUUUGGAGUAGUCAGAGGCAGCGAACCACACAAACUAAAUAAAAUAUAUAUAUUUUAACUCACAAUGGCUGACAGAGGAGAAGAAAUCGAUUUGGUGAAGGCCAGUGAAGGCCUAGGUGUGAAAUACACGGCCCACCACUGGUAAAGUCCAGUUAAUUAAUUAAUUAUAUUUUUAAAUACUUAAAUGAUCCAUGGAUUAGCUUCCCUUGAUUAGAGUCAAAUGUCAUUACAGAUAUCCAUAAAAAGCGGAGUAAACAGAGCAAUGUUUUUGGUGAUAAUUUUUGUUUUUGAUAAUGAUUACAUAAAUAUCGAUUUUUGAUGCCAUAGUUCUAAAUGAAUAAAUAAGAAAGAAAGAAAGAAAGAAAGAAAGAAAGAAAGAAAGAAAGAAAGAAAGAAAGAAAGAAAGAAAGAAAGAAAGAAAGACCCUGUCGGAACCCAGAGCCUCCCUCCAGGUGGACACUUCAGGGUGGUCCUAGAGCCUUUUCCAAUUACCAGUAUAAUCCAAUAGUCUUGUAGCUCAAAUUAGAAAUGGCAGGAAAACAAAGAAAUAAAGAACUCCUCCAGGCUUGGAUGAGAAAAAGCAACCGGUUUUAUACGGUUAUAUAAAAACUAUAACCGAAACUGGCACUCAAAUACACAGAUUCAUGAAUCGAUGCAGUCAAGUACCCCCCCUUCACAAAUCCCCCAGUGUAUAUACCUUCUAGCCCAGUUGCCUAACCUUGCUGGGCUCUACUUUUCUAUGGAUUGUUUUGACUUUCACUAAUUUUUCCCCCCGAAAAACAGCCCCACCUUUCUGUGGCCUUCAUAUGGGUCAAAAGUUUUAAUAUUGACACAUAUUGGUUGUUGAUCUGUCUAAACUUCUAUUAAAACCUUAUUUAGCCCAAAACCACAUUUGUUUCAUUAUAUCCAUUACACCUUUAAUUCAACAUUCACCCACAUGUUCCAUGUAUUUGAUUGUUGUUCCUGUGUAGUUCAUGGCGACUGGCUGGCAUUUACUUAGAAUUCUGAGGACUUUACCACCAAUUUUAUUAUCACUUUUUUGCCACUAUUUAAGGAGCGAACGUUAUCCUUAUUUUACAUCAGGUUAUCUGAGUAAUACUGCUAAUAUGGUAAAGUAAAAGGGGUAAAAUAGCUCUGAGUGCAGUUUAGUUUGGUUUAUUUAUUUAUUUAGGCUAGGAGUAGUCAGUUUACUUUCAUUUUAAUUUAAUUUAAAUUCCUAAAUCCUCUCUAUUAAAGUCUGUGCUUUUCCAUUA